AUGGAGGUGAAGCUGGAGGUGAUGGAGGUGAAGCAGGAGGUGAUGGAGGUGAAGCAGGAGGUGAUGGAGGUGAAGCAGGAGGUGAUGGAGGUGAAGCAGGAGGUGAUGGAGGUGAAGCAGGAGGUGAUGGAGGUGAAGCAGGAGGUGAUGGAGGUGAAGCAGGAGGUGAUGGAGGUGAAGCAGGAGGUGAUGGAGGUGAAGCAGGAGGUGAAGCAGGAGGUGAUGGAGGUGAAGCAGGAGGUGAUGGAGGUGAAGCAGGAGGUGAUGGAGGUGAAGCAGGAGGUGAUGGAGGUGAAGCAGGAGAAACGAUGCAGUGUGAUUUUGUUGCUGUCAGAGAAAGUCUGA
Molecule: messenger RNA, 345 nt
Organism: Knipowitschia caucasica
Lineage: Eukaryota; Metazoa; Chordata; Actinopteri; Gobiiformes; Gobiidae
Source: the annotation of a GenBank genome assembly